Molecule: messenger RNA, 1331 nt
Organism: Chenopodium quinoa (quinoa)
Lineage: Eukaryota; Viridiplantae; Streptophyta; Magnoliopsida; Caryophyllales; Amaranthaceae
Product: protein CHROMOSOME TRANSMISSION FIDELITY 7-like
Exons: 5
Coding region: 101-1246 (381 amino acids)
Biological process (GO): mitotic sister chromatid cohesion
Cellular component (GO): nucleus; chromatin
Molecular function (GO): protein-lysine-acetyltransferase activity
Source: RefSeq, a predicted model, not a curated record
UGGAGGGAACUAAAAAUCCAAAUUAAUCAUAUUCAGCAAAACCCGAACUCUAUCAGAAUUUUUUAAGAAAUUGAUUGCGAGUUUUGAAGUAUCGGAAGAAAUGCAGAAAACGAUUGAAUCAUUCUUUAAUCACUCAUCAAAUCCUCCUCCAUCUGCAAAUUCCUACGAUUUAUUCGACGGAAUUAGGGAAACAAAGUUUCCAGAAAUUCGGAUCAAAUACACUCGUCAACCCACCAGGGUUGAAGAAUCAACAAGUGAUGUGUUAAUUGGGGAAGAAAUUUUCGAUGAGCAAAUCGAAAAGAGUGAGAAAUUUAAAGGAAAGAAUUUGAAUAAGAAGAGAAAGUAUGCCCAAUUUCAUUUGGAAUUGGGUCAGUCUGAUUUUCUUCUUCAUACUUGUAAAGUUUGUGGGAUUCAGUAUACUAAAGGGGAUGAAACUGAUGAGAAGGUUCAUACUUCAUUUCAUAAGAAUUUUACUCAUGGAAUCCCAUUUAAGGGUUGGCGCCAAGAGCGAUUGAUUCAUUUGCCAGCACUCAAAAGGGAUCGUAUCGUAGUUGUUUCGAAUUGUGAUCCUCCGGCUCAAAAGAAGAAGGUACAAGAAGUUGUGAAAAUGAUGGAGAUUGAACUCGGUGAUGGGUGGAUUUUCCAUGAGCUUUGUCAGGUUUGUACUGAUGUGGUGGAGUUAUCAGACUUAUCAUUGCAAUUUGUGUUUCAAAAGUUGUUCUGUAUGGGUCGAUUGUUGAAUAUAACCUUGGCUGAUUGGUUGUUGCAGGUGUAUUUGUUUAUAUCCUCACAAAGAGUUGUGGGUUGUUUGAUUGUGGAGCCAAUAAGCACGGCACACAAGCUCCUUUCAGACUCAGUGCAAAAAAUAUCGGAUAGUGCUAGUGGGAAAGAAGUAAUAGCUAAAGCAAAUACAUUACAGUUUGGUACGAUAUUCUUUCAAAGGGAAGUUUCCAGGAAAGGAUCUACCUAUAAAAGCUUGGAGGCCAUGGAUUCUAACUUACUUGGAUCCAUUGUCUGUGAAGAGGAGGCUACACCUGCUUCUUGUGGCAUUAGAGCUAUUUGGGUCAGUCCAUCAAAUCGAAGAAAACAUAUUGCAACUCACUUGUUAGAUGCUGUGAGGAAAAGCUUUUCUACAGACUAUGUUCUUGAGCAUUCGCAAUUAGCAUUCUCUAAUCCAACCUCAGCGGGAAAGGCAUUGGCAACCAAUUAUACUGGUACAGGAUCUUUUUUGGUGUACAAAACGUAGUUAUACAAAUAUUUUCUACAGUACUCCAAUGGGUAUUUGCUGUAUUAAAUCUUGUAAGUUUUGAAAUCACACUGGUUUUAGCUCC